GUGGGUACGGCCUAGUCCUGCCGCUCUGCUCAGCUGCUGCGGUCCCGGAUGUUCCCCUCCCACAAGGCCUUCCAGUCCAUCCUGCCAGGGACACCCCUCACCUACCCUACCUACCAGCCUUCUGUGAGGCCAGGCUCUGCUGGGGGUGCAGGGAGGUGGACAGGGGGCCCUAGGUCCGACCAGUCCAGGGACGCUCACAGCCUGGAGGGGCUCAGAACAGACCCUGACGAUCCCAGCCCGGGUGAAUACUGGGGACUGAGGUGCUGUGCGGGGCAGGCUGGUGCCUGGCGGGCCGUGGUCGGAGAAGGCGUCUCCGCGUUCCCGCUCCUCCACGCAGGGUCUGGACUGACACCGGUGGGUCGGGAGCUGGGCUGGGGUCCCCAGGGCGCUGCCCGAGGGCGCGGCCCCACCGCCCAGGCACCUCGCCAGCGGACAGGCGGAGCCAGCAGAUGGGCUGCCCGCCGCCACGGGGGGGUCGCGGGCGUCUGGCCGGCACAAGCGCGCCCGCCGCCUGCCCGCGGGACAAAGCGCGCGAGACAAAGGCGCGGCCAACACCUGUCGCUCUUGGCGCGGCUGCCGCUUUUCUCCGCCGAAGCUGCCGCAGCUGCCAACUGUCACGGGCAUCAAGUUACUGGGGCCAGACGGCAGCCUCGGCGGGCCUGGCGGGGGGACCCAGCUCCUGGGGCCUGUGGCCCGAGCGCUCCGUUCCGGAGGCGCCAUCGGUGAAGGAGGGAAAUGAAUGAAUGAAUGGGUGGACGGAGGGACGGACGGACGGGCGAGCACCUGCUCGCACGCGCGGCAGAUCAGUGGUCCUAACGCAGCAGACGGAGAGAAACAAGCGCAGGCAGGCCCGGAAGCCGCUGGUGGAGAAGAAGCGGCGCGCGCGGAUCAACGAGAGCCUGCAGGAGCUGCGGCUGCUGCUGGCGGGCGCGGAGGUGCAGGCGAAGCUGGAGAACGCCGAGGUGCUGGAGCUGACGGUGCGGCGGGUCCAGGGCGCGCUGCGGGGCCGGGCGCGCGAGCGCGAGCAGCUGCAGGCGGAAGCGAGCGAGCGCUUUGCCGCCGGCUACAUCCAGUGCAUGCACGAGGUGCACACGUUCGUGUCCACGUGCCAGGCCAUCGACGCCACCGUCUCUGCCGAGCUCCUGAACCACCUGCUCGAGUCCAUGCCGCUGCGCGAGGGCAGCAGCUUCCAGGAUCUGCUGGGGGACGCCCUGGUGGGGCCACCUGGAGCCCCUAGGCGCAGUGGCUGGCCUGCGGGAGGGGCUCCAGGAUCCCCAGUACCCAGCCCCCCAGGUCCCGGGGACGACCUGUGCUCCGACCUGGAGGAGGCCCCUGAGGCUGAACUGAGUCGGGCACCUGCUGAGGGGCCCGACUUGGUGCCCGCAGCCCUCAGCAGGCUGACUGCAGCCCAAAUAGCCCAUAGUGUCUGGAGGCCUUGGUGACCAACGCCAGACAGAGUCCUGCGGGGAUGGGCCCGGCCCUCCCAGGAGCUCCUCCCUCCUCCCAGAGGUUCAGAUGUGCUGGGGUAGGGCCCUGGAAGCCCCCCAGGUCCACCCUUUCUCCUCCCCUGGAUGGCUUGCAGGGCAGCCCCUAGUGACCAGCCCAGUCAGGCCCAACCCCGUUUCUUGAGGAAGAAACUUUUAUGGACCCUGAAGCUCUGGGUGGGUGUAGGAAGAGAGCUACAGGCAGGAGGAGGAAUCUUGUGGAGCUACCGGGGCUCUCCCAGCUUCCUGCGCCCAGCCUUCGCCAGCCUUGUGCGGGUUCUGGGGGCAGAGGUGGCAGGAACGGUUCUGGGCAGUAGUGUCCCAGGCAGCCCUGGGCUAAAUAAAAGCUUGAACUUGCCAUUUCCACCAGGAGAUGAGAGGCAGGUGCGUCCUGCAGCACUGCUCAGACCUGUGAGGCUCUGUACAUCUUGUUCGUAGUACACUUGAGUUUGUGUAUUCCACUGCCAUCAAAUGUUACAAUUUUACUAAAUAAAGAAUUUGGAGCUCGUUA
Messenger RNA from Callithrix jacchus (white-tufted-ear marmoset), 1995 nucleotides. It is a transcript of the gene HES6, whose product is annotated as hes family bHLH transcription factor 6. Gene Ontology annotation, biological process: regulation of DNA-templated transcription. The record is from RefSeq and is a predicted model, not a curated record. NCBI's taxonomy places the organism in Eukaryota, Metazoa, Chordata, Mammalia, Primates, Cebidae. Gene Ontology annotation, molecular function: DNA binding; protein dimerization activity.